Molecule: messenger RNA, 4926 nt
Organism: Cyphellophora europaea CBS 101466
Lineage: Eukaryota; Fungi; Ascomycota; Eurotiomycetes; Chaetothyriales; Cyphellophoraceae
Exons: 1
Coding region: 1-4926 (1641 amino acids)
Biological process (GO): microtubule-based movement; mitotic spindle organization
Molecular function (GO): microtubule binding; microtubule motor activity; ATP binding
Source: RefSeq, a predicted model, not a curated record
AUGGCGCCAACCGGUGGGGGCAACGUGAAGGUGGUGGUGAGAGUGCGGCCGUUCAACAAGCGCGAAAUCGAGCGCAAUGCAGCCUGCAUUGUCGAGAUGAAAGGCGAUCAAACCGUCCUCUCACCUCCACCUGACGCCGUUGAGAAAGCGAAGAGGGGCGGGAACAAGGCCAUCCACGAAGGAAACAAGACUUUCAAGUUCGAUAAGUCCUACUGGUCCUUUGACAAGAACGACUCCAACUACGCUGGCCAGGAUAACCUGUUCAACGACUUGGGCAACCCGCUACUCGACAAUGCAUUCGGCGGAUACAACAACUGUAUCUUUGCCUAUGGCCAGACCGGUUCAGGAAAGUCUUACAGUAUGAUGGGAUACGGCGAGGAGGCUGGUGUCAUCCCCAAGAUCUGUCGAGAUAUGUUUGAACGCAUAGACAAGAUGCAGGCAGAUCCCAAUCUGAAGUGUACGGUGGAAGUAUCAUAUCUGGAAAUUUACAAUGAACGAGUGCGAGAUCUUCUCAAUCCUGCGACCAAGGGCAAUCUUAGGGUUCGAGAGCAUCCGUCAACUGGUCCCUAUGUCGAAGAUCUGGCGAAGCUCGCAGUACGAUCAUUUGCCGAGAUCGAGAAUCUGAUGGACGAAGGCAACAAGGCCAGGACAGUUGCUGCGACAAACAUGAACGAAACCUCAUCUCGCUCUCACGCCGUCUUUACCUUGUCCCUCACCCAAAAGCGGCACGACGCAGAGACCAAGAUGGACACCGAAAAGGUCGCAAAGAUCUCUCUCGUUGAUUUGGCCGGUUCAGAACGCGCCACAUCGACUGGAGCCACAGGAGCCCGUCUGAAGGAAGGUGCAGAAAUCAACAGGUCGUUGUCAACGCUCGGUCGUGUUAUUGCGGCCUUAGCCGACCUUUCCUCUGGCAAAACAAAGACUACCAAAGUUCCGUACCGAGACUCAGUUCUUACGUGGUUGCUGAAGGACUCGUUGGGUGGCAAUAGUAUGACAGCCAUGAUUGCUGCCAUUUCUCCAGCAGACAUCAAUUUCGAAGAGACGCUUAGUACGCUGAGAUAUGCCGAUUCGGCCAAGAGAAUCAAGAACCACGCCGUGGUCAACGAAGAUCCAAAUGCUCGUAUGAUCAGAGAAUUGAAAGAAGAGCUGGCUCAGCUCAGAAGCAAACUUGCGGGCGGCGGUGGUAGCCUCGGAGCCGGCAAUGUCCAGGCCUAUCCAGAAGGCACGCCUCUUGAGAAACAGAUGAUCACCAUCACGCAGGCCGAUGGCACAGAGAAGCAAGUCAGCAAAGCCGAGCUUAUGGAUCAGCUCAACCAAAGUGAGAAACUUUACCAGGAUCUCAAUGAGACCUGGGAAGAAAAACUGCUGAAAACUGAGGCCAUCCACAAGGAGCGUGAAGCGGCUCUCGAGGAGCUAGGUAUCAGCAUCGAAAAAGGCAAUGUUGGUAUGAGUACGCCGAAGAAAAUGCCUCAUUUGGUCAACUUGAGCGACGAUCCUCUCCUGGCUGAAUGCCUCGUCUACAACUUGAAACCGGGCAUAACUACCGUUGGAAACGUCGAUGCUUCGGAGAGCUCUGAGAUCCGACUGAACGGUUCAAAGAUCUUGGAACAUCACUGCAAGCUGGAAAAUGUCGACAACAUUGUUACCAUUAUCCCAACAGAAGGCGCGGCAGUUAUGGUCAAUGGUGUCCGUGUGGAAAAGUCAAAGCGCCUACGGAGUGGUAACCGUAUCAUUCUGGGAGAUUUUCACAUCUUCAGAUUCAACAACCCGCUGGAGGCCAAGGCUGAGCGUGCAGAGAGAAGUCUAUUGAGACACUCCGUCACAGCCAGUCAGAUUAGUUCUCCUUCGCCUUUACGUCCAUCACACGAGCGUUCGAUAAGUACGGCAGGCUCCGAGAUUGACGGUCACUCUAGCAGAGCAGAAUCCCCAAUGCCAGGCGGCCGUGACUCUGACUGGUCUUAUGCUCGGCGUGAAGCAGCGAAUGCAUUGCUGGGUAACGACACCAGGAUCAACAAACUGACUGAUGAGGAGCUGGACAGCCUUUUUGAAAACAUUCAGCGUGCUCGCGAAGAACGACGUGGCCGGCCCAUCCUAUCAGAUAACGAUGAGGACUCCGAUGAGAACAGCUCUUUCCUCGUCAGGGACAAGUAUGUGUCAGCUGGAACUAUGGAUGGUUACUCGCUAGAUACGGCAUUCUCUAUGCCUGGCACGCCAUCAAUGUCAGAUGGUGCAGAGAAUGACGGCGAUGUCACACUCAAAGCCAGUCAGCUUGACAUGCAGAAUCAGCUUGAAGAGCAAAAAGCCGUGUUUGAGAAGCAGCUCAAAGUUGAUCGAGUGUCCUCCCCGACAUCAGAGUCUGCCCAAGAGGCCCAGGCUGCACAAAUGCGGGAAGAACUCGAACGACAGAAGCAAGAGUUUAAAGAAGAGCUCCGAAAGCAGAAAGAGGAGUUUGCAGAACAGAAGCGGGUAUGGGAACUGGAGAAGAGAGCAGGACGACCUCCCGAGCUAACACCUGGGGAGAGGGCUACGGCUCGUCUUGUCGUGGACAGGUGGCAAGGCAGAAACAACGUCCGCAUUGCUGAAGCUGUGCUUCAGACUGCUGGACUGCUCAAAGAAGCACAGGUCAUGAGCAAACUACUCGAGCAAGAGACAAUGUUUCAAUUUGCCAUCCUGGAUGCUGGAGAGAACCAUGGAUCUUCAUACGAUUUAAUUCUCCACGACAUAUCUCGAGACGAAGACAUUGCUUUGCAAGAUGCACGGAAGCCAUGCUUGGCCGUUCGAGUGAUCGAUCACCAGUUCUCGUGCAUCCACCUAUGGUCAAUCGAGAAGCUCAAGCAGCGCUUGGCGAAAAUGCGGCAGAUGUACCAUUACAAGGACCAGCCAGACUAUCUACAGCAUUUCCGGCUAGAUAAUCCUUUCAGGGACUCUGAUCAGCCACUGUACUCUUUGAUUGGUGAUGGGAGCAUACCACUAACAGCCGUUUUCGAGACACGAGUGCAGGAUUUCAACGUCGAUGUCAUCUCACCUUUCACUAAGCAAAUUAUUGGAAAGGUCAGGAUGUCGCUGGAACCUUCGCUUGCAGAGUCACCACCUUCAACAAUCAAGUUCAACAUCGUGAUGCGCGACUUUGUGGGGUUCUCAGAACAUGAAGGCACCAACGUGCAUGCUCAGAUGUCAGUUCUUGGUACGUCUGAUGAGAGUGUGGCUACGACACACACUGUUUCCGGCUUCGGUGAAGGUCCAGUCCGCUUCGAAAGCAUACACACUCUCAGCGUUGCAAGGAAUAGUGAGCAGUCAGCCGUGUUGAAGAUUGCAGUCUUCUCCCAAGUCACCUCCACACAUCUCGACAAGUUAAACAGCUGGGAUGAGCUGCGGGAGCUGAUGGAAAAUCCAGAAGAGGUGAAGCAAGCUAAGCAUCGCAUACCGGAGUCAGAGUUCCACACAGAAGAGCGAUACGAUGUGUUCGCCAAGGUGCAAUUUCUCGAGCUGAACGAGAAUGGCCAAUACGCACCAGUAGAGGUCGUACACACCGAUGGGAGUGAUCAAGGAGUCUUCCAACUCCAUCAGGGCCUGCAGCGGCGCAUUUCGAUAACGCUGACGCAGAGUCUGACGGAGACAUUGCCCUGGGAUGAUCUGAAGAGUCUGCGUGUUGGAGAAGUCCACCUCAUUGACUCAUCAGGACGUAUUGCAGACAUCGGCACAGAAACCCCCGACAUACCUCUCAAGCAAAUUCAGGAGCCUAUGAUCAAGGACAACGCCGAUGGUACGUCCAACGUGACAAUAAUCGGCCAAUGGGACAGCUCUCUGCACAAGUCGCUGCUUCUCGACAGAGCCACCAACGAGAAUUGCCGAGUCCAAGUCUCGGUAAGAUGGGAUAUCGUUUCGUCCCGCCUGGAUAAGCCCAUGGUCUUCUCCAUCCCACAACAAGUUCAGAUCACACCACGAACCUACUACCGACCACAGUCCGUGCUCAAAUCCUUUUGGAACCAGACCCGGAUCACUCGCUCCACCGAAGGCCUCUUCAAUAUUGUGGUACGGCCAACGAGCGCUAAGCGCGCCGCCGAUCUGUGGCGCAUGGACACCUCAAAAGACUAUGUCAAUGGCGAAGAACUUGUUGGUAGCUGGAGCCCGCGCGGGAUCUCGCUGGUCAAAGACUAUAUUUCCGCGCGUCGGAAGCGGCGCCAAAUGCAAGAUAUCGAAUCAGCCAAAGCCACUCUGGGCAUCAAGCGGUUGACCGUUGCAGGCGGCAAAUCUAAGUCUCGCACGCCCUCUCCAGCCGAACCUCCCAACGCUCGCGAAGAGGACCUCUUGCGCCGCUUCGCUGCGGUCUGGUCGCGCCGCGGCUUCGAGCUCUCUCACCCUAUCUUCGGGGAGAGCAGUUCUGAUAGUAGCACCAGCAACACCAAUGGCGGAGGCGAUACUCAACCAGCUGCCGACGCCAACGGCCGCAAGAUCAAGUACAUCGCCGCGGUGGCCAACAUCCCCAAGAACCCCGUGUCCCUGAAGUCCGGAUACCUCCUUACACCGUCGGACACGCUCGACCCAGACCACGCCUCGAUGCAGUGGAAGCGACGUUUCGUUGACCUGCGCUCCCCGUACCUGAUGAUCCACUCGGUCCCAGACGGCGAAGCCAUCAACGCCAUCAACCUCAGCUACGCGCGCAUCGACCACGACCCGGACUUCAAGCGCCUGCUGGGCGGCGUUCCGAGUGAAGUCAUGGACGGUAGCAGCAGUAACGGCAAGGGCCACAAGCGAGGCGGCAGCGCGGAUCUGCACGGACUGGCGCACGUCUUUGCCGUGUAUGGCGAGCAGAACACGUUUUUGUUCGCGGCGAGGAGUGAGAGCCAGAAGGUGGAUUGGAUACUGAGGAUCGAUCAGAGUUACUUUGGGAGCGUGCAGGAGGAGGAUGGCGUGGGGGACAGCUGA